ACACGAUAAUCGGAAACAAAUGGGUGAAGAAGGUGAGGGCAAGGGGGAAGGACAGGAGGCAUAUCCAUAUGGAGAGUACGAAGGAGGAAGGGACGAUCAACUAGACAGGCACGGUUUUGGAAGUGCCUUACUUCCAAACGGUGACAUAUAUGAAGGUUACUACUUACAUGGGAAACGACACGGCCGAGGGUUAUAUUGCUUCAAAAACGGCGCAAGAUACCGGGGAAACUGGCGUAAAGGACUGAAACACGGGGACGGGGUAUUUUUGUAUCCAGAUGGUACAAAAUACGAAGGCAAUUGGCGGAAAGAUAUGAAACAUGGUCAAGGAAUUUAUUACUACAUAAACGGGGACACUUACAACGGAGCCUGGUAUAAAGGUUUCAGGCACGGUUUGGGUACUUAUUUGUUUAAGGAAUUUGAUGUAACUUACUUCGGUACUUGGAAGGACGGAAGAAUGGAUGGUCCAGGAAUAUACCAUUAUCCCCAUUACAAGUUUUACGGUAAAUUUGAAAGAAACUUACCUAAAGGAAAAGGAUGCUUCGUAUUUGAUGGAAGAAUUAUGCAACAUGGUUUUUAUGUAAACAUGCGUGAUCCUGCUUUUGAUUAUGUAGGUGCGGAGGAGUUAGCUUUGGAUAAAAUAAAAGAAAAUGAUCCUGAUGCGCCAGAAGAUAGAGGAAAUCCAACUGGUAUUGUUCCAAUCUGGAGGGCACGAAAUGUUACAACCUUCAGCAGUGAUUUACUUCCACCUCAGCCAGUUGCCCUCCCAAUAAAGGAUUCAGAAGAUUCAAUCAUAGAUAUCAUUGAUUACCUUCAACAACAAUAUCAUGAGGAGAAGAAGUUUGACGAAGAGGAAGACCGUAUGGGGCAUGCCCCGCCAACUUCACCUGUUCCCGAUGAAUUGCUAGUGGAUGAAAUUGAUGUUUUCCCAGAUCUUUAGUUUUGAGUAGAUGUAUUAAUUCCUAUUGAAACUUAACUGUUUAAACUAUUCAUUUCAUAAUUAUUUUUGAUUUAAAUAAUUAUUUCAUAUAAUUCAUUGCAAUAAUAUUACAAUAAAUAU
Molecule: messenger RNA, 1057 nt
Organism: Aethina tumida (small hive beetle)
Lineage: Eukaryota; Metazoa; Arthropoda; Insecta; Coleoptera; Nitidulidae
Product: radial spoke head 1 homolog
Exons: 3
Coding region: 20-937 (305 amino acids)
Biological process (GO): axoneme assembly; spermatid development
Cellular component (GO): nucleus; motile cilium
Source: RefSeq, a predicted model, not a curated record